GGCGUCGCCAUCCAGACGCCGUUAGGCAAGGCUCGACACCGGGAGCUAACGUGCAGUAUCGUCCAUUAUCAGCAACGACGCCGCGACGGACUGCAACACUUUCUGGUUGCUAAGAGGACUCUCUUUAACACUUCUGUGCACUGGAUAGAGGGGUCACCGCAGUCUCCAGAACAAUGCCUCCCCCAAUGCGCCACCGCUCCAUGCGUGUCUUCAUGAAUGAUGACCGCCAUGCCAUGGCGAAACACUCUGCCAUCUACCCUACACAGGAAGAACUGGAGAAUGUUCAGAACAUGAUAUCUCACACGGAGCGAGCCCUCAAAGCAGUCUCAGACUGGCUGGAUAAGCAGGAGAAGGGGUCUUCAAAACUGGACUCAGACACAGAUACUGAUAAAGACAGCGACCAUAAAGAACAGGUCACACGCUCCCUGCGGGGUGUAAUGCGGGUGGGUCUGGUAGCUAAGGGCUUACUACUAAAGGGGGACCUAGAUCUGGAGCUGGUGCUGCUCUGUAAGGACAAGCCUACCAUCUGUCUGCUAAAGAAAGUGUCUGAAAACCUGGUUACACAACUGAAGCUCAUCACAGAGGAUAAGUACGUGGUGAGCCAGAACAUCCGUGAGGCCAGUAUAGUCAUCAAGAACACCAAGGAGCUCCCUCUGACCCUCACCAUUCACCUGACUUCCCCUGUGGUGCGUGAGGAGAUGGAGAGGGCUGCAGCUGGAGAAACGCUUUCAGUCAACGAUCCCCCGGAUGUUCUGGACAGGCAGAAAUGCCUAACUGCCUUGGCGUCUCUCCGCCACGCUAAGUGGUUCCAGGCCAGAGCCAAUGGACUGCGUUCCUGUGUCAUCGUCAUCCGGAUCCUAAGGGACCUGUGUGUCCGUGUCCCCACAUGGGCCCCACUCCGUGGCUGGCCACUGGAGCUGAUUUGUGAGAAAGCCAUUGGCACAGGGAACCGGCCCAUGGGGGCAGGAGAAGCUCUGCGGAGAGUUCUAGAGUGUCUCGCUUCAGGAAUUCUCAUGGCAGGUGUUUCUGUGGCAGAUGGUGCCGGGAUCUCUGAUCCAUGUGAGAAGGAGCCCACAGAUGCUAUCGGUCACUUGGACUUCCAGCAGAGAGAGGACAUAACACAGAGUGCACAACAUGCCUUAAGGCUGUCGGCUUUCGGACAGCUUCACAAAGUGCUUGGAAUGGAUCCACUUCCUUCAAAGAUGCCCAAGAAACCACGAAGUGAAACUCCAAUAGAUUACACAGUCCAAAUCCCUCCCAGUACUGCAUAUGCCCCACCAAUGAAACGGCCCAUUGAGGAAGAGGAGGGAACUGAUGACAAAAGCCCCAAUAAGAAGAAGAAAAAACUACAGAAGAAAUCUCCAGAUGAGAAAGCUGAACCUCCUCAGGCUAUGAAUGCAUUAAUGAGGUUGAACCAGCUGAAGCCAGGUCUCCAGUAUAAGCUGGUCUCACAGACCGGCCCAGUUCAUGUCCCAGUCUUCACCAUGGCUGUAGAAGUGGAGGGCAAGUCUUUUGAGGCCUCUGGUCCAUCCAAACGCACUGCCAAACUGCAUGUAGCUGUAAAGGUCCUCCAGGAUAUGGGUCUGCCCACAGGAGUGGAACUAAAAACUGCUGAGCCAAUAAAGUCAGAGGAAGCAGAAGUAACUGUGGAAGACUUGAAACCAACAAUAGCACCCACUGAAGCACCCACUGCUGUCACUGGAGUAGUCAAUGCAGACUCCGCUGAUGCUGCAGAGACUGCUCGUCAACAGGGACCAAUCUUGACUAAACAUGGUAAGAACCCUGUGAUGGAGCUGAAUGAGAAGCGCCGUGGCCUCAAGUAUGAGCUCAUAUCUGAGACCGGAGGCAGCCAUGACAAACGCUUUGUCAUGGAAGUGGAGAUAGACGGUCAGAAGUUCCAGGGGACUGGAUCAAAUAAGAAGGUGGCCAAGGCUUACGCUGCGCUGGCUGCUUUGGAACGACUCUUCCCCGAAGGAUCAGUGGCCGAGGCUGCCAAGAAGAAAAAGGGACCACCUAUUCACACCCCGGGCUUUGGCAUGAUGGGAGCGUCUGGAGCUGGAGAUGGGCCUACACCAAGGGGCAGAGGGAGAGGAGGACGAGGUCGAGGAAGGGGCCGGGGCUUUAAUAAUGGAGGAGGCUAUGGCCAAGGAGGUGGAUUUGGAACAUAUGGUUAUGGGAACAGUGCUACCUCUGGAUACAAUUACUACAACAAUGGUGGUACAAACGGUGGAACCGGGGCUUCGAGCAGCCCGUCAGGUGGUCCUCCAGCCAGCACAGUGCCCAGCUCUGCUCAGGGGUCCUAUGGUUCAUACUACCAGAAUGAUGGAGCCUACACUGCCACGUCUGCUACUAAAACCCAAAAAAAGAAACCCCCCAUGCACAAAGGUGGUGGUAAAGCGCCCUUUUCUGGUCCUCUUGGUGCAAGCGGGGGAUCUGCAGGGGUCUACCAGUCCAGCAGUCCCUCAGGGCAGGGUCCGUAUAACCAGUACGGCCAAGGCUAUGGGCAGGGCAAGAAGAACUUCAACCAGAAUCAGGGGGGGUCAGGAGGAUAUUCGUACAGCACCGCCUAUCCAAGCCAGGUUACCGGGGGGUCAGGAGGUAACCAAGACUACAACUAUGAAGGCUUCAACAACCAGUCCAACUACAACUCCCAGGGAGGAGGAGGUGGAGGUGGUAACCAGGGUUUUGGCAACAACCACUCUCAAUAUCACAACCCAGCGGGCUAUGGCCGGGGGGACGGCAGCAUGAAUUACCAGUACAGAUAGACUGUUACCAUUCCAUUUGUGUAUCAUUGGCACCAAGCACCCUGCGUCAGUGUCUCAAGCCUUCUCCAAAGAAAUCCAUUGAUGGCUCGCCCGUGCUCUCUCUUUUUGCCUUUUCCAUGUUUGCUUCUUGUGCUUUUUUGGGUUUAAGUGUAGCACACAUCAUGGGCACAGAGGGAGUUGUCUGGGUCGUUUGAGUGUCAGCUGAGUUGUGACUGAAUUUAGUGAAAUGUUCUCAGUGGUCUGGUCAGUGCUUGGUCUUGUGUUUUUAGACUUUUUUUUUUUUUUUUUUUUUACCUCUGCUACCAGUCCUGUUCACUUAAUAUGAAAGCUCACGCUACAGAUGACUCGCUACUAGUUCUGACUCGGUUUCCGUCGUUAUCAAGAGUUGUGUGGUGACAGUUUAUUCCCCUCAUGUGUUACUAGUAAACUGUGUAGUUUUGAACUGCAAGACUUGUUCUAAUUUUUGUAAUAAUUCAAUAGACCAGAAGAGCUUUUUUAUUUACAUAAUUGCUUGUAAUUUUGGCUUUUUUUGUAAUAACUUGAUUGUGAUUUAGUUGUUUUAAACAACGCAUUUGGAGAUUACUGGAAAAUAAAUGGAUGUUACACCCACAUUUCUGCUCACUGUUGCUUUUGAUAGGGUAGGAUUUGUUUAUGUUGAUGUAACAAAGUGUGUUUGUAUUUAUAAAUGAUUUUUAUUUGGA
Messenger RNA from Sphaeramia orbicularis (orbiculate cardinalfish), 3466 nucleotides. It is a transcript of the gene ilf3b, whose product is annotated as interleukin enhancer binding factor 3b. Gene Ontology annotation, molecular function: double-stranded RNA binding; single-stranded RNA binding. The transcript has 18 exons. The record is from RefSeq and is a predicted model, not a curated record. Lineage: Eukaryota; Metazoa; Chordata; Actinopteri; Kurtiformes; Apogonidae. Bases 174 to 2765 code for a protein of 863 amino acids. Gene Ontology annotation, cellular component: precatalytic spliceosome.